This is a messenger RNA of Conger conger (European conger), 1962 nucleotides long. RefSeq names its product forkhead box B2 (gene foxb2). Gene Ontology annotation, molecular function: RNA polymerase II cis-regulatory region sequence-specific DNA binding; DNA-binding transcription factor activity, RNA polymerase II-specific. The transcript has a single exon. The coding region runs from base 418 to 1353 and encodes 311 amino acids. Gene Ontology annotation, biological process: regulation of transcription by RNA polymerase II; anatomical structure morphogenesis; cell differentiation. The record is from RefSeq and is a predicted model, not a curated record. NCBI's taxonomy places the organism in Eukaryota, Metazoa, Chordata, Actinopteri, Anguilliformes, Congridae.
UCGCGCGGAGCUUCGCCAGCCAUCUCUGGGAAGAGUCGUAGCCUUUAACUUCCUUCGGUCACACGGUGAGAAACGGCUUUCCGUGUUCAAGUGCUGGCUCGUUUAAGACUGUCUAACUAUCUAUAUGAACUGUGAAACUACUUUGUUUAAGUAUCUGGGGGUCAGGUGUUUUUGGGGGACACCUAAUUCUAAACAACGUUUCCACACGCAGGCGCGGGUGUGUGUGUGUGAAUCCGCUGUGUCUAAUGCGCUUUAUCCAUUCGUACGACUCAUCAUAGAUGUAAUAUCCAAAUAAGAAACAAAUCAUUUUUUUGGAGUGGUGGAUGGUUUUAAAAUCUUGUGUCAACUUCGGGAAAUCGAGUCCCGUCCCAAGUCACUGAAAUUCAAGAAACUAUCGCCUAGAAACCAGAGAGCGUCAUGCCUCGUCCCGGGAAAAACUCCUACAGCGACCAGAAGCCGCCUUACUCCUACAUAUCCUUAACGGCGAUGGCCAUCCAGAGCUCCCAGGAGAAGAUGCUUCCCCUCAGUGAUAUUUAUAAAUUCAUAAUGGACAGGUUUCCGUACUACAGAGAGAACACGCAGAGGUGGCAGAAUUCCCUGCGACACAACCUCUCCUUCAACGACUGCUUCAUCAAGAUCCCGCGGAGGCCAGACCAGCCCGGAAAGGGCAGCUUCUGGGCCCUACACCCGGACUGCGGCGACAUGUUCGAGAACGGCAGCUUCCUGCGGAGGCGGAAGCGCUUCAAGCUGAUGCGCUCCGAGCACGUGGCGUGCAAGAACUCGCCAAUGCUGCACUAUUUCCACCAUCAGCACCACCAGACCAAACUCGCCAUCGGAACUCCCGAGGGCCCCGGUAACGUGAGCAGGCUGCCCCAGUUCCAGACCUACAGCAUCAACGGCGGCCAGUCCGGAGGGUUCAAACACCCGUUCGCCAUUGAGAACAUCAUAGGACGGGACUAUAAGGGAAUGAUGACGGGCGGGCUGCCCAUUGCGUCUGUCAUGCAUCACCUGGGCUACCCUGUGCCCACGCAGCUGAGCAGCAUGGUGAACUCCAUGUGGCCGCACGUGGGCAUGCUGUCGGAGUCCAUGGGCCCCAUGCCCGUCUCCUCCGACUACGCGCCUUUCGGGGUUCCAGUGAAGAGCCUCUACCACUCCAACGGCCAGACCAUGCCCGCGGUCCCAGUUCCUAUCAAACCGACGCCCGCCCUGGGCCAGAUUCCUACGCUCCCGGGCCUAACGGCCGGUCCCGCGCAGCUCUGUGCCCCCAGCCCCUCCUCUCUCCUGGAGAAGACCCUGCCCGAUCUGUCGGAGGGGAAAGGCUCUGCCCUGCACCCGGCGCUUCUGCUGUCAUAGAGACAACCAGACGUGAAAAUCGGCUUUAAUUUUACGAAAUUUAGGACAAUGCGACUGAAGAGAUGUGUGUAACAGUAUGUAUUAAAAAUGUAUUCACUUUGUAGAAACAGUAAACAGUAAGGCAGAUAAGGUUGGUUAUAGGAGGACACUAACGGGAGAUUUGACUCGAUUUCCAGAGAGCAUUGUGAAGAUUGAUUGUGUAUAUUCUUCACGGCCUUUGAUUUAAAUCUUUUAUUAAAAUGUGUAAUUUUAAGGGGGAUGGGGGAUACAAUCUUCAAUUUGACCCAAAGAAGUUAUAAGGUGAAAAAUGAACCAGGAAUAUAUGGAUAUAUUUUUGUGUUGGCAUUACCCUCGGCCGAACUAAUUUUUUUUCAGUGGAUGCUGCGCGAGACCGAUGUCCGCGUGCUUUCAUUUUCAUAGACUAUUUAAAAGCUCAUCAAGUUGGUAGAAAAUGUUUACCUUAAUACAAUUAAGUUAACGAAUCUUAUUUAAAUGCCACGCAAUUAAAUUAAUUCAUUUAAAAAUGUAACAAAAUAAUAAGAAAAAAUAUCCUCUAUUGUAACGAUUGAAUGUUCUAUUAGAAGAUAUUUAUAAAGCACUUUAAUUUCA